GCUGCCCCAGCUGCAGCCGUCCUUUGUGGUCGGGUGAGGAUUCCACCGGGGCCGAGGCAGGAGGGCUUCUCGCUGCCCUGACCCAGCGGGCCGUGCAGACUGCCGGACCGUCUGCAGCGAGCCUGGAGACUGCCCGGCCGUCCGCUCCGCCUCUCGGGGCCUGCCGCCCGAAAGCGCCUCCCGCAGCAGGACCGGUCGGGAGCCAGCGCCACGGUCGCCCGCGGACCUCCCCGAGCCAUGCUGUGGGCCUGGGUCCUCUGGCUCCAGCUGCUGAGCUUCCCGCGGGAGAGCGGCGCCCGGUCCCACUCUCUCCAGUAUUUCUACUCAGCCGUCUCUGAGUCAGGCCCCGGAGUGCCCAGAUUUUCUGCCCAUGGCUUCCUGGACGACAAGCCCUUCAUCCGCUACAACAGUGAACUCAUGAAGGCGGAGCCUUGCGUGCCCUGGCUGAAAGAACAGAAGGCCUACUUUGAUGAUGAGACCAACAUCUUCGCCAACCGGAUGAAGAUUUUCCAGAUAAGUCUGAGAAACGUGCAGAAUUACUACAACAGCACCAGCAACUCAGAGCACCCACAAACGCCCGCAGGCCCCCACAUCCUCCAGUUCACCUACGGCUGCAGGCUGCAGGAGGACGGCCAGACCUGGGGGCACUGGCAGUAUGGCUACGACGGCAGCGACUACCUGAGCCUGGACUUGGACACUCUGCAGUACGUCGCAGCCUCUUUCAUUGCCCAAAAAACCAAGCAGAAGUGGGAGAUGGAUAGGAACAAAAUGGAAAGAGACCGGCAGUACUUGCAGAAGGAGUGCAUCUCAUGGCUGAAGAGAUACCUGGCUCAAGGACGGGAGGUCCUGGCCCACACUGACCGGCCCCAUAUUUACGUGACCCGCCACCCCAUCUCCAAGGAGGAGGUCACCCUGAGGUGCUGGGCCCUGGGCUUCUACCCUGAGGAGAUCACCCUGACCUGGCAGCGGGAUGGGCAGGACCUGACCCAGGACAUGGAGCUGGUGGAGACCAGGCCUGACGGGAAUGGAAACUUCCAGAAGUGGGCGGCUGUGGUGGUGCCUUCUGGAGAGGAGCAGAAUUACAAGUGCCGUGUGCAGCACGAGGGGCUGCCUGAGCCCCGCACCCUGAGAUGGGAGCAGCCUCCUCGGCCCUCCGUCCCAAGCAGUCAAGCACCUGCCAGCCGUGGAGGUCAGACUGUGGCUCUGGCCGUCUGUGUGGCUUUAAUUUCUGGAAAACUCAUGGCCUGAAGAAGAACACAGCGUAGCAGAGCUCGGCUUGUGGGGCCAUGAGAAGCAUCUGAUGUCCAGUCCCUGCCCUCUGAGUCUCUUCCCCAGCCGGAUCCUGGUGGUGCCUGCCCAUCACAUGGACCUGGAGGAGGGGCCAGGUCAGCGCCACCCACCUGCCCUGCCUCCGCCCUGCCUGCCGCUCCACACGCACCCCUGGGUCCCCUGCGCUUGGAGUGUGUGAGAGCACAGCAACUCAGGAGACGCUGUGACUUUUAAACGUGGAAGGAGAGAAAAAGAAAAUAAACUGGAGAGGGAAAGGCAAACUGUGUCUCCAAAAGGAGAACUGUGCCAGGUGUGGUGGUGCACACCUACAAGCCCAGAAUUUGGGAGGCUGAGGCAGGAGGGUCAUAGGGAGUUUAAGGCCAUGUUGGGUUACAUAGUGAGACCUGCCUUCAAAAUAAAAAUAACCAGAACGGGAGGGACAGCCGUAGGGACAGAAGCGACGGUAGUUUCAAACUGGCCCCAGCAUCAUUUCACUCAGUGUUGUGGCUUGUGUCUGGAUGUCCCCCAAAGCCUAUGCAGCUUUAAACAGGCUUUUUUCGAGGCGA
Messenger RNA from Chinchilla lanigera (long-tailed chinchilla), 1835 nucleotides. Its product is annotated as HLA class I histocompatibility antigen, B-42 alpha chain-like. Lineage: Eukaryota; Metazoa; Chordata; Mammalia; Rodentia; Chinchillidae. The transcript has 6 exons. The record is from RefSeq and is a predicted model, not a curated record. Gene Ontology annotation, molecular function: peptide antigen binding; signaling receptor binding. Gene Ontology annotation, biological process: antigen processing and presentation of endogenous peptide antigen via MHC class Ib; immune response; positive regulation of T cell mediated cytotoxicity. Gene Ontology annotation, cellular component: external side of plasma membrane. Bases 238 to 1248 code for a protein of 336 amino acids.